AUGGAAGGGGGCUGCCCCAGACCUACGCAACACACGGCAGGUGGAAGGUCCAGAGACAAGGCAGCAGCUCAUGUAGCCGCAGAGACAGGAGGAGCCCCGGUGCCCCCCAAGCGGGAGCCAGCGGCGAUGGCGGGGCAAGGCCCUGUCGGCCUGGAGGUGCUGGAGCAGGUGAGGGAAACGCACAGCCCAGACCUGGCCGAGGGCUCUGCUCCUCGCAGGCAGGGGUGCAAUGUGAAAGUGUAGGCUGCUGAGCCGCGCAGCGUGGAGGGCUGUCACCGGCCCAAGGUACUGCGGGAACUGACCCCCGCCGUCACCAUCGCAGAUGCAGUUAAAACCAGCAUCGGACCAAAGGCACGGCCCAUCAUCAGGGAUUUGGUUGAUGACGUCGUGACAGUCUCAGAGGAAGAAAUCAAGCGAGCCACACGGCUAGUGUGGGAAAGGAUGAAGCUGCUGAUUGAGCCAACAGCGGGUGCUCUCCAGCAGUUCCAGACAGUCCCCCGGGACAUGGAGAACGUUUGCAUCGUGCUGUGCAGGGGAAACGUGGACCUGAGCUCCCUGACCUGGCUCACAGACCUCCCUGGGAAAGCGGAACGAGAACAGAGCAGUGUCUCGAGGAACGGAAACCUCACUCUGAAUUUAUACAGUCCGGUUUGUGCACUACUAGAAAAACAGAUGAACAACCCCAACCAUUUGGUUGUGGGGGGGAUAAGGGAAGCUGGUGUUGGUCUCUAGAGCACGGAGUCGCUUGGUUCCAAAGCAAAGGGUCACUGCUGGGAAGGGGGGCCUGGAAGCAAAGCACUGCCUGUUCCCCCCUGCUCCCCAGCUCUGGGACAGACCUCCAGCAAGCUGCGCUCACUCCCCCCCUGCUACC
Messenger RNA from Phalacrocorax carbo (great cormorant), 871 nucleotides. The record is from RefSeq and is a predicted model, not a curated record. NCBI's taxonomy places the organism in Eukaryota, Metazoa, Chordata, Aves, Suliformes, Phalacrocoracidae.